AUCUUCCACUGUCCUGCAACAGGCACCCAAGAAGAAGCUGCUCGUGCUUAUGACAUAGCAGCCAUCGAGUAUAGAGGGAUCCAUGCUGUAACCAACUUUGAUUUGAGUUCUUACAUACGGUGGUUAAAGCCUUCAGGGGGGAACAUCUCAGAAUUAAAACAGGAAUCAGAGGUAACGCCAGAGUCUCAGACAGUGGUAUCUCAAACUCAUUCACCAAUAGAGGGGUCUAAAUCCUUGGCCGUUCAUACAUUUAGUCCAGAUUAUCUCGAUUUACCUCAAAAUCAUGAAAUCUUUGAAAACAAAACAUUCCAAUUCUCCAGCAAUAAGUCAUCUUCUCCAACCGCACUCAGCCUCCUCCUCCGAUCAUCGAUAUUUAGAGAAUUGGUUGAAAAGAAUUUGAACAUGUGUGGAGAUGAAACUGAUGGGGAAGACAAAAAGGAUCAACGCCCACAGAUAACUAGUGAUGAUGAGUUGGGUGGGAUCUUUUACGAUGGAAUUAGCAAUCUCCCUUAUCUGUGAUCUCACCAAAGAAAGAAAUGAAAGAAAAUGAGAGACAUCCAAUCCAUUUCUUUGAACAUGGAGAGAUUCCAAAAGAAGAGUCAUCCCUUGAAGGCAGAGUGCACAACUGCUAGAGACUAAAGGUUACUACUACAAAUCAGAAGCAUAUCUGAGUUGCGAUUGAAUUUGAAUUUCUGCAAAUGUGUAAAUGUGAAUUAUUUACAGAUUUGGACUAGACAAUAAUGUUAACCAUAGUUGUUAAAAUAAGCAGCUUGAUUGCCCCAGACUAUGCACAUGGAAGCCAUAGUUGACACGGUCUAGCUUGACCACAAAGCACCUGGUGCUCAUCCAAAUAGCUUAGUCAUAUUAUUUAGAGCAAAUAAGUUAAGAAUUCAUGUAUUAAAUAUAUGAAACUUGUAACACAUACAAUGCUAAUUAUUUUGUUUUAAAAUUUA
Molecule: messenger RNA, 953 nt
Organism: Arachis ipaensis
Lineage: Eukaryota; Viridiplantae; Streptophyta; Magnoliopsida; Fabales; Fabaceae
Source: RefSeq, a predicted model, not a curated record